AUGGAUGUCGUACUGGCCGAUGGAACUCAACUUCACGUCACACGCACUACCCAUCCCGAACUCUACUACGCGCUGCGUGGAGCUGCAGACAGCAUCGGUAUUGUGACUACCUUCUACCUGCAGACCCAGCCCGCUCCGGCACAGAUCGUCAGCUACUCCAUGAACUUCACUUCCGCGCUGAAGUCUUCAACUUCCGUUGCCGACGUCCUUCUCCAGUUGCAGAAGUUUGCCCAAUCUUCUCCCCUCAUGGACCGUAACAUCACACUUGAGAUCUACAUGAACAUAUUCGGCGCCUUCGAAGUCCGAGGCUGGUACUUUGGCGACCGCACACACUUCUCCAGCGCCGUACUUCCCGCCAUGCUUGAGGGUUUGCCCAAGGCCGACAACACAACGAUCGCGACCAGAAGCUGGCUCGAUGCGCUGCAGGAUAUCGCAGAAGGCGAACCUCUUGUUGAGCCUUUGACUGGCUACAACAAUCACCAGACCUUCUACACCAAGUCUAUUGUUACGAGAGAGGCAAAGCCACUUACACGUCGCGCACUGGAAAGCUUUGCUGGGUAUGUCAUUAGUAAGGGUUUGAGCGCGGAGUCCCCAUGGGAGACGUAUAUCUCGCUGUAUGGCGGGAGGGAUAGCCAGAUCAAUGUUCCAUCGCCUGAUAGUGCGGCGUACUCGCAUCGGGAUUCGCUUUGGGUUUUUCAGAAUAUUGGUUCCUCGGCCAAUAUGCUUCCGCCUUUUGAGUCUGGUAUCAAAGCGUUCGUGCAAGGACUCAAUACCGCUUUGACAGACGCACAGCCCGAUGGCGACUUUUUGGCAUACCCGAAUUAUCUGGAUCCAGAGCUGACACCAGCGGAGGCGCAUCGAUUGUACUAUGGUGAUGCGACUUAUGGAAAGCUAAAGCAGGCUGCUUUGCGGCCUGCACCAACUGGUCUCGAUGCGGAAGGGACGUUGCAAGAUGCUGUAAGAGACCUAAUAACAUCCUACCACGAUCUCAACCCCUCAACAAUCGACAUCCUCACCACUGAACCCUCACCCCUACAAUUCAUGCGCCACGUCGCCCGCAACCGACCCUUCGUAAUACGAAACGGAGCCAAAGACUUCAAAGCCAGAAAAGCAUGGAAUGCCUCGUACCUAAAAACCGCGAUGCAAGGCCAAAACGUCAACGUAGCAAUCACCCCACACGGGAACGCCGACUCAGUCGUCUCCCUCCCGUCAGAUGGCGCGAUAUUCGUCAAACCGUAUGAGACCGAAGAGCCCUUUGAAGACGUCCUCAACAAGAUCCAACGCCAAGAGCAAGAAGCCGACUACAGCGGUCCAACACGCUACGCGCAAACUCAAAACGACAAUCUACGUAACGAAUACUCCACGCUCUUCGCAGACGUACCCAAGAGCAUACCCUUUGCGCGUAUAGCCCUUGAGCAAGAACCCGACGCCAUCAAUUUCUGGCUUGGAAACUCGUAUUCCACGACUGCUCUGCACAAGGACAACUACGAGAACAUCUACGUGCAGAUACUGGGGCAGAAGCAUUUCGUUCUUUUGCCGCCUGUAGAAGCGGGUUGUGUUAAUGAGAAGAGCGUGUUAGCUGCGACUUACACUCCGAAACGGGAGGAUGGUUCAGCUCACAGUGCGCUUGAGCAAGAUGAUCUGGUUAUCAAGGUCGAUGAGCCGGAAGAAUAUGUACCCUUCGCGACAUGGGAUCCUGAUCAGCCUGCUACGAACACUACGCCUUACUCGCAAUACUCGCAACCACUCCGAGUCACGCUGGAAGAAGGCGACAUGCUGUACCUACCCGCACUAUGGUACCACAAAGUGAGCCAGAGCUGCAACGAAGAAGGGAUCUGUUGCGCAGUAAACUACUGGUACGAUCUCGACUUCAGCGGCGGGUUUUGGAGUACCGCGAAUUUCGUACGAAGCGCUGGCUUGCUGAGCAUGGCAGAAAAGACUGCAGUACAGACACAAGAAGAGAGAUGA
Messenger RNA from Alternaria hordeiaustralica, 1968 nucleotides. RefSeq lists its product as uncharacterized. The transcript is spliced from 5 exons. The coding region runs from base 1 to 1968 and encodes 655 amino acids. Gene Ontology annotation, molecular function: 2-oxoglutarate-dependent dioxygenase activity; flavin adenine dinucleotide binding. NCBI's taxonomy places the organism in Eukaryota, Fungi, Ascomycota, Dothideomycetes, Pleosporales, Pleosporaceae. The record is from RefSeq and is a predicted model, not a curated record.